AUUGCCAAAAUAACAAAAAAAAAAAAACUAAAAUGACUUCCAACAAUAGAUAACACGAGAGAUGAGAGGGUUAGAGCGAGAGUGCUUUGACGGUGGUGGAUCACGCGGCAGAGGGACAGUACAGCACUGGGAGAGAUUCAGAACCAGAGGAAAGAAUCAACCUGCGUAUGAAGGAAUUAAUGCACGAGAGAUCAGUUCCAAGAGACCAGACAUUUGGGGUUAUGAUCGUCGGGUAUACAACCAGGCCACUGUGUUCUUCUUCACUAACUUCCCUGAUGACUGGAAACAAGAAAGCAUGUGGCAGACUUUCCGUAAAUUUGGAAGAGUUCUGGACAUCUACAGCCCGUUGAGGAAAUCAAAAAAGGGGAGCAGAUUUGGGUUCAUCAGAUUCUUAGAUGUAAGAAACGAGUGGGAGCUGGAGCAUCAACUGGACCAAAUCUGGGUUGGGGAGUUCAAACUAUGGGUCAACAGACCAAGAUUCAAAGGAAAAGAAAGUCUCAAAAAAACAAGAGCAGCAAUUGAGAAUGGGAAGCAAGUAAAGAGAGAGAAGGAACACUGGCAGAUACAGAAUAGCAAUCCUAAUAGAAAUCCAGUGAAAAUUUGGAGAGUAAAAGACAAGAAGCAGGUUAGUGAUGGUAUAGAAUUCACCGUGAAGGAGGAAGAGUACUCAUGGUUGCAAGGAUGCUAUGUCGGGACGGCACAUUCAGUUGAGAUAAUCCUUACUUUACAAGAAAAAUUCUUCAUGGAAGGCUAUUUCUCAUGCAAAGUAAGAGCAAUGGGAGGGCGCUUGGUUUUACUAGAAGGAGGAGAUAAGGAGGAGAUCAAAGAUCUUGGGGUUCCAGUUCAUGCUUGGGGCCCAAAUUUUUUUGCCACAAUUGGCACAAAGUGGGGGAAGUUCAUAACGCUGGAUGAUAGUACUAGCAAGAAACAGAGGUUUGAUAUUGGAAGAAUGUUGAUUUCUACCUCAGAGAUGGAUUUCAUAUCCAAAAACAUAAGCAUCAAGGUCAAUGGUGAACCAUUCACAAUUAAAGUAAUGGAGGAAGAAGCCACCAAUGGAAUUUUUUCCAUGAAAUUAGACCAUGUAUUCAAGGAACUCAGUGGAUCGGACAAUGAGAGUUCGGAAUCUUGGUCAUUAGGCAAUGGUUUAGAUGAUGAAUUAAGUGAUGCAUUUCUGGGCGGUGGCAGCUCAAAGAACAGCCGGAACACAACCGGCGAGAAGAAGGAUGAUAAUGACGUGGAAGUAGAGGAGGAGAGGAGGAUGGAAGCUGAAACCAUGGACGAACAACCUCAUUACCGUUGGAAUCAAAAGAGCCAAAAUUCAAAGGGAGACCAAAACUCAGCCGUGAAUGACGUCUCAUUUAAUGUAGAUGGUUCCCGAGAUAAUCUACUACCUAAUGGGGAUGACAAAAUCCAAUAUACCUGCAGCAGCAAUAAUGAAGGAUAUAUAGCUGACAAGGAGGUGGUACUGGACAGUCCAGAGGCACAGAACACUCAAAAUAUGGACAGGAGGAAUGUAUCUGCGAAAGAUGGAGAAGGAAAUGUCAGAACAGUGUCAACCGACCUCCACAACGCCGUGCUGGAGCUAUCCUUUUGGAAGGGUUUUGAGAGUGAAUCGGGGCAUGAGCAAGAAUGGAUGGGCAGAAAACAGAGGAAGCCAAAGCGAAACAGAAAAAAGAAAAGCAGAUCUUGUUGUUCAGUAUAUAUGGAGGAAGGAAAAGAGGAACGGGUGCCCAAGCCGAAGGAGAGGAAGAGAGCAUCAAAAGAGCAGGGAAUGAAGGAGAGAAUGCCGAAAUUUUCUCCUGGAUCCCACAAUCAAGUUGCAGGUGAGUCAGUCACCGAUAGUGGCAUUGAAAACAGGAAUGAGAGCCUACGCAGAGGUACAAAUCUUAGUAUUGCAGAGAAGAUUUGGGCAUUUGCAAAGGAAAUUGGAGUGGGAGACCGUGGCAAUGAAAGAGAGGUGAUCCAGAAACUAGAAGGCAUGGAAGAUCGCGAUAAGGAGCUAUUCAGGUUAUCUAAGGUCAGUAGUAACACUGUACUUGAGGGGAAUGGUGGUGGUUGCUGGUGCUUAAUGGGAGAUUUUAAUGCCAUAAGAAGUGAGUAUGAAUGGAAUGGAGGGAGAUCUAAUAGGAGGGAAAUGGCAGAGUUUGAUGAAUUUAUUAGGGAAUGUGGUCUGAUUGAUCUUCCUCUAAUUGGCCGGAAAUAUACAUGGUAUAAACCAAAUAGAGAUGUCAUGAGUAGGUUGGAUAGGUUCUUGCUCUCAGAGGAUUGGUGUCUCAAAUGGGGUGACCUUAAACAGUGGGGCUUGAAGAGAACAAAUUCAGAUCAUUGCCCAAUUUUGAUGAAAAACCUUACAAUUGAUUGGGGCCCUAAGCCAUUCCGCUUCUUUGAUGUGUGGCUUAACUCACCAGGGUGUAAAGAAAUAGUGGAAGAGGUGUGGAGCUCAACAUUAACCUCAGGUUGGUAUGGUUACCGACUAAAGGAAAAGUUAAAUGCAACGAAGAAAGCUUUGAAAGUAUGGAGUAGAAAUAUGGUUUCGAAGACAGACUCUAACAUCAAAAGAUAUGAGGAGGCCAUUGCUGUUAUUGAUUUAAAAGGUGAAGUGGCUCCUUUGUCUGAAGAAGAGAUGGGUGACAAAUACAUGGAACAAGUUGAUGAAAUCAAAGAAGAAUUCAAGAAGAUCUCAGCUGAAGAUAACCUCUUGCUACUUGCUCCAUUCAACGAAGAAGAAGUCAAACAAGCAGUGUGGAGUUGUGAAGGGUCUAAAGCAUCGGGAUCGGAUGGAUUUAAUUUCAAUUUUAUUAGGGAAAUGUGGGACUUAAUCAGAGGUGAUGUGAUGGGAUUUGUAAAUGAUUUUUACCAAAAUGGGAGAUUGGUCAAAGGAGCAAACAGUUCCUUCAUUGUGUUGAUACCUAAAGUUAACAACCCCCAGAAAAUUGAGGAGUUUAGGCCCAUAUCAUUAAUCGGAGUGAUGUACAAGGUGAUCGCGAAGCUUCUAGCAAAUAGAAUCAGCUCGGUUCUAGAUAGCAUCAUUGGAGAAAGUCAAAUGGCUUUUCUUAGAGGAAGACAAAUGGUUGAUAGCAUUGUAAUCGCCAAUGAAACAAUUGAUGCAGCGAAAAGAAACAAGAAGGCCAGCUUUGUGUUUAAACUGGACUUCGAGAAGGCAUAUGACAAGGUAUGUUGGGAGUUCCUUGAUUACAUGAUGUUGAGGAUGGGCUUCGAUCCUAAAUGGAGAAGGUGGAUAAAUGAAUGUUUGAAGUCAGUAGAGGUGUCAGUUCUUCUGAAUGGCAGUACUACUAGACAAGUGAAAAUGAACAGAGGCCUAAGACAAGGAGAUCCACUUUCUCCCUACUUAUUUUUACUGGUUGCAGAAGGUUUUAAUGGCAUCAUUUCUUCAGCAAUCAACCAGGGAUUAUUCGAAGGUGUCAAUAUUGGCAACAGGGGUAUGAGAGUGUCUCAUUUACAAUUUGCUGAUGACUCAAUUCUGUUUGGUAAAGUUGUGGAGGGUAAUAUAUGGGCAGCGAAGAGUAUAAUGAGAAUAUUUGAGCUGGUGUCGGGACUGAAAAUUAAUUUUGGGAAAAGUCAACUAAUGGGCAUUAAUGUAUCAGAUGCAUGGAUGUCAAAAAUGGCUCACAUUCUGAACUGCAAGCAAGGAGUAUUCCCCUGCAAAUAUUUGGGGGUGCCUAUUGGAGGUAGUGGUAAAAACAUUGCUAUGUGGAAACCUUUGAUUGAGACAUUUGAGAAGAAAUUGAGUUCAUGGAAAGGUUGGUUCCUCUCCUUUGGUGGAAGGAUUACUCUCCUUAAUGUAGUACUGUCCAAUCUUCCAGUGUUCACUAUGUCAACGCACCUGCUACCAAAAGGUGGAUUGAUUGGAUGCAAGAAUCGGGUCAUAAGGGAUCUUUAUGGUGGAGGAACAUAUGUAGGUUAGACCACAUUGAUAUUAAAAAUGAGGGAUGGAU
Rubroshorea leprosula is the source of this 3956-nucleotide messenger RNA. Lineage: Eukaryota; Viridiplantae; Streptophyta; Magnoliopsida; Malvales; Dipterocarpaceae. The record is from the annotation of a GenBank genome assembly.